GAAAAUACAUAAUUUAGAUAUGUAUCAUACGCAAUCAUGAGUAGGAAAAGAAACCCAAAUUUUACGUCACAAGAGAUACAAAUUUUGACUGACGAAGUCGAGAAGAACAAGUUCCUACUAUUCAGCAGACUCACAAAUACAGCAACCAACAGUGCCAAAAAGAGAGCAUGGGAGGCUGUAUGCUCAAAGAUGAAAGCAGUCAAUGACACAGAUCACUUCAGAACAGUUGAAGUGAUUCGAAAAAAGUGGACCUGCUACAUAAGCAGUACAAAAAAGAAGCUAACAGAAAAUGAAAUAGAGUCACGACGGACUGGUGGUGGUCCCUCUCGAAAUAAAGUAUCAUCAGUAGAAGAAAAAGUAGCAGGGAUAAUCGGCAAAACUCCUAUCAAUGGAAUUGACACCUUUGUAUCUUCUUCAUUUGAGAAACAAGACUCUUUUGCUUCCGUUCCGUCGCCUGAAAAGUCCAAAAGGCUGUCAUCUUCAAGCUCCAGCAUUUUGCAAGCCUUUCCUCUUAUUUCGUCACACGAUGAUUAUGCUGUUGAGGAUGUGAAUAUUACCCAGGAUAUGCCAUCUUCAAGUAAAGUUGCAAAAUUGGACAUACCAACAAAGAAAUUUCUGAAGGAAACUGACACAUUGCGCCUUAUUGAAAUUGAAAAUGAAAGAUUGAAAGUGGAGAGAGAACGGUUACAGAUAGAAAGAAGUAGAUACGAGGUAGACAAAGACAGAUACAACUUAAAUGUGCAGAAAUUAGAGAUAGAAAAGGAAAAACUGGAAAUGGAAAAGGGCAGAUAUAAUUUGGAAUUGUCAAGGCAGUAA
Molecule: messenger RNA, 816 nt
Organism: Mytilus trossulus (common blue mussel)
Lineage: Eukaryota; Metazoa; Mollusca; Bivalvia; Mytilida; Mytilidae
Product: myb/SANT-like DNA-binding domain-containing protein 4
Exons: 2
Coding region: 37-816 (259 amino acids)
Cellular component (GO): nucleus
Source: RefSeq, a predicted model, not a curated record